Messenger RNA from Dictyostelium discoideum AX4, 96 nucleotides. RefSeq lists its product as hypothetical. The transcript has a single exon. The record is from RefSeq and is a predicted model, not a curated record. The coding region runs from base 1 to 96 and encodes 31 amino acids. Lineage: Eukaryota; Evosea; Eumycetozoa; Dictyosteliales; Dictyosteliaceae.
AUGUUUGCUGGAUUCAAAGAGUUCAAAGUUUGGUCAAUACUUCUUGGAAUGUUUCCAGUAUUUGAGGAAACAUGUGACGAUGAUAACGACCUUUAA